Asparagus officinalis (garden asparagus) is the source of this 1491-nucleotide messenger RNA. Its product is annotated as 3-hydroxyisobutyryl-CoA hydrolase-like protein 3, mitochondrial. The coding region runs from base 38 to 1336 and encodes 432 amino acids. Lineage: Eukaryota; Viridiplantae; Streptophyta; Magnoliopsida; Asparagales; Asparagaceae. The transcript is spliced from 11 exons. The record is from RefSeq and is a predicted model, not a curated record. Gene Ontology annotation, molecular function: 3-hydroxyisobutyryl-CoA hydrolase activity. Gene Ontology annotation, biological process: L-valine catabolic process. Gene Ontology annotation, cellular component: cytosol.
CCCACGCUUUUAAAGCUUUUAUCGUUUUUCUUUCGCUAUGCGACUUCCCUUCACUCGCCUCCCGCUACUAAAAAUCUCGCAUUCUCCCCAAUUAUUUUCAUCCAAACCCUUAUUCUCUCAAAUAAGCCCUGAUUAUCUCAAUAAUUAUCUACUCCUCGGCCUCUCUUCUUCGUAUCGGCGCCAAUUCUCUGCCAUGGCGAGCAGCUCGUCGGAUGAAUUCGUCAAGGGAGCAGUUCACCCCAACGGCGUCGCAGUCAUCACCAUCGAUCGCCCUAAAGCCCUCAACGCCAUGAAUCUAGAUAUGGACAUAAGGUAUAAGAAGUUUCUUGAUGAAUGGGAAAAUAAUCCUAGUGUGAGAUGCAUUCUGGUGGAAGGCAGCUCAGCCCGUGCCUUUUCAGCAGGGAUGGAUAUUAAGGGUGUUGUUGCUGAAAUCCAGAAGGACAGAGCUACACCACUUGUGAAAAAGGUUUUUGCGGCAGAGUAUUCUUUGAUAUGCAAAAUAUUCGAUUAUAAAAAGCCUUAUAUAAGCUUUAUGGAUGGAGUAACUAUGGGGUUUGGAAUUGGAUUGUCUGGUCAUGGCCACUAUAGGGUGGUUACAGAGAAAACUCUUCUAGCCAUGCCAGAAAAUGGAAUUGGGUUGUUUCCAGAUGUUGGGUUUGCUUACAUAGCUGCUCAGAGCCCAGGAUCAGGGGCAGUUGGGGCUUACCUUGGACUGACUGGAAAGAGGAUUUCCUCUCCUGCUGAUGCACUAUAUGUAGGUCUUGGAAGUCAUUAUGUUCCAUCUGGAAGCUUGGUGUCCCUGAGGGAGGCACUUCUUUCGUUGAACUUCUCUGAUGACCCUCACAAGGAUGUCAUAGCACUUCUGGCGCAAUACAAGAAGGAGCCUGAAUCAGAGGCUCAACUAAAUUUGCUGUUACCUCACAUUGUUUCAUGCUUUGGUGCAAAUAAAUCAGUAUCAGAAACAAUUGAAGAAUUGAAGAAGCUCCAACAGCAUGCUGAUUCUGGAGUGGCAGGAUGGGCUAAUGAAGCUCUUCAAGGACUUGGAAAAGGUGCCCCCUUUUCUCUCUGCUUAACGAAGAAGCACUUCUCUGAAGUUGCAUCUGCACAUGGGCAAAAUGACCAUCAUUUAUCUAAACUGCACGGUGUAAUGAAGGCUGAAUAUCGCAUUGCCCUGAGGUCAUCACUUCGAAAUGAUUUUGCUGAAGGUGUACGAGCAGUGUUGGUGGACAAGGACCAGAACCCGAAAUGGAGCCCUGCUAAAUUGGAGGAUAUUGAUGUGCAUCAAGUUGAAUCAGUGUUUGAACCUUUACCAUCUGAAGAUGAACUGUGCGUGUGAUCUCUCUUCUAGUUUGGAUCUGAAAAUAGAAAAGAUUAGUCCUGUCAUGUUUAUUCCACUUUCCCUUAUUAAGUCCAGUCUGUUGGGCCUUGAGCUAAAAUUACAUGAACUAAUAAAGUAACAAAUAAAUGGAUUUUCACCUUCCAUAUAUUCAA